Pelodiscus sinensis (Chinese soft-shelled turtle) is the source of this 2877-nucleotide messenger RNA. The record is from RefSeq and is a predicted model, not a curated record. Lineage: Eukaryota; Metazoa; Chordata; Testudines; Trionychidae.
GUUGAUGACGCCAUUGGGCGGCGCCGGCAACUCCUGGCAGGCGGUGGUGGCGGCGGCACAGGGAGCCGGAGCGAGGCCCCGCUCUCCGCGGGGGGCACCAUCUUCAGACCAUUUAGGUUCCUGCUCUCCCCCUCUUCAUUGGGAGACUGCUCCAGGAUCUCACUCAUCCUAUGGUUAGAAACCUCUGAAUUUCCAGCAUACAUUCAGAGAUUCCAAGACCAGGACUUGCCAGUAUGAUCAUCUAGUCUGACCACCUGCAUAACGCAGUCCAGAGACCUUCCCUGCACUAAUUCCUGGAGCAGAUUUGUUAGAGAAACAUUGGACCUUGAUUUAAAUGUUGUCGGUGAUGGACAAUCCACCAGGACUUUUGGCACAUCGGAGCCAUGAAGGAAAACAUCCAGGCUAAGAAGAUGUGGGGUCCAAACCAUGGGCUCUGUGAGCCCCCCAAGCGAGAGAGGCUGCACCUGGCAUCCCAGGACUGGGAGGAGCCUGAACCCCCAACCCCCAAGCAUGGCGGCUGCUUUGAAGGUGGGCGGCGGCUGGCCUACACCAAAGAGCAACCCCCGGGCUUUGACAGCGAGGAAGAGGAUGGCGACACUGAUGACUGGGACUUGCCUCGCAUGUCGGGCUGGGCCCGGAGCAAAACCACGGGAGAGAAGGUGGCCAGGAGCAGAGGCCCGGACUGGCCCUUUCCCAGUGGGGCUGAGGGGCGGCUGCUGCCCCUGGCGGCCACCAGACGGCGCUGUCAGUUGCGUCGGCGCCAGCGAGCCCGGCGGGCCUUCCGCAUGCUGCUGUAUUCCAAAUGCUCCUCUCUGGCCUUUCCCUGGAAGCUGUGGGGCAAGCUGAGCGGACGCUCCUCCUUUUCCCUCUCCCCUGGCUCACAGCCUGACUACGACCUGAAAAGCUGCCCUCUGGAGGAGGAGGACUGCCAAGGCAGGGGCAAGCUGGGGCCCCGCCCCUUGCACUUCCAGCCCCGCUCCUCACCCCGACUGAACUACCACCUGGGCGGGGCCUUUGCCCCCUCACCCCCCCGGCUCAGUCUGCUGGGGGCGCUCAUGGGUGAAGAGCCUGGUACCACCUCAUACCCACAGUACACCCAGCUGCAGCGGGUGGCCUUUGAGAAGGAAGCUGGCAUGGAGGUGCCAGGGGAGGAUGGCGCUCGGCUCCCAGCUGAGCUGUCAUCCCCUGGGAGCAGGAGAGAGGCACAGCCGAUGCUGGACAUGGAUCCAGGCCCUGCAAGUGCCCUACCCAAUGGCUUUGCUUCCCUGGCUCCCGAUGGCGACCUCGGAGCCUUGGCCGCUGCCUCCUCAGACCCUAGCAUCGUCAUCAGUAACGUCUGCAGCAUUGGUGGGGCCCACAUGGUCGAGGAGUUCUUCCGGACCCCCCGGGACAAGGAUGGGCCCGGAGUCCCCCAGAGAGAGGCGAUCCCAGGAGAGAAGGCAGCUCAACACAGCCCGUUGCGGGAGGAACAUGUCACUUUUGUACAGAGCAUUCUAGAUGAGUUCCUUCAGGCCUAUGGCAGUCUCAUCCCCGUCAGCACAGACGAGGUGGUGGAGAAGCUAGAAGACAUUUUCCAGCAGGAGUUCUCCACACCACAGAGGUACCCGAGAGGGAUUAUCUCCUCCCUAAUCCAGUCAUACCAGCGUAUGCCAGGCAAUGCCAUGGUGAGGGGCUUCCGGGUGAAUUAUAAGCGCCACGUGCUGACCAUGGACGACCUCCAGACGCUCUAUGGCCCCAACUGGCUAAAUGACCAGGUCAUGAACAUGUACGGGGACCUUGUCAUGGAUACAGUGCCAGAGAAGGUCCAUUUCUUCAACAGUUUUUUCUACGAUAAGCUACGAACCAAGGGGUACGAGGGGGUGAAACGUUGGACCAAAAAUGUGGAUAUCUUCAAUAAGGAGCUACUGCUCAUCCCCAUUCACCUGGAGGUGCACUGGUCCCUCAUUUCUGUGGACGUGAAGCAGAAGAGCAUCACCUACUUUGACUCGCAGCGAACACUCAACCGCCGCUGUCCCAAGCACAUCUGUAGGUACCUCCAGGCCGAAGCAGACAAGAAGGAUCGGCCAGACUUCAGAGACGGCUGGAAGGGCUCCUUUAAGAUGAACGUGGCCAGGCAGAAUAACGACAGCGACUGUGGAGCCUUUGUCCUGCAGUACUGCAAGUUUCUGGCGCUGGGCCGGGCAUUCACCUUCACCCAGCAGGACAUGCCGAAGUUGCGGCGGCAGAUGUACAAGGAGCUUUGUCACUGCAAACUCAGCGUGUGAGACGCCCUCCCUCCCCACACACCUCUUCCCUUCCGGAUUGACACACAGACACAGUCUCCCCCCCCUUGCCCAUGGGGGGGGCUCCCUGAACCCCAGAAGGAUGGGCGGGGGUAUGGGCACCAACUCUGUAGCAUUGGAACUCUUCAAACUUGGGGGGGGGAGGACAGCUAAUCCCCCUCCCUCAACCAGACUUUUGGGAGACUUUUUUUACUUUUAGGGGGGUGGCCCCACUCCUGGUUCUAUAUUUUUUUCAUAUUUAAACCCAGUUUCCCUUGUUACAUUUUGGGGGUAGGUUGGUCAUGAUAAAUACACCCUCUACACCUGAAUUUUGGGGACACUCCGGCUUUGGGGGGGAGGUUGGGGGAGGGAACCAUUUCUACCCAAAGCGGGUGGGGGAGGGGCAGGGAGAUGACAAUCUCUACCUCCACCCUUUUUUCUCCUGUUGGUUAUUUGUGUUAGUGAAGUUGUACGUUGGGGGGUGGGGGGACACAAGUUUAUACACUGGGUUGUGAGAGGAGAAACAAACAUUUUUUUAUAUAUAUAUAUAUUAUGCGAUGGCAAAUUGUUCUGGGCAAUAAACUUCAUUUCUUUGGAGAACCCCCCUGCCUUGAAA